CAAUAAUCGAUUAAGAAGUUAAUUGAUUCAUUUUGACGCUGAAUUAUUAUCUAUGGCUAACAACAAUUUUUAGAAAUCUCAAGUUUCAUUUGUUAUCUUGGAUCUAGCCUAAUACUUUAGAGAUUACAGUCACAUUAUAUUCAUAGUGUAAUAAUUAUUCUGUUUGAAUUUACUUUUCAUAUAUUUAAUGCGUGAAAUAGUAUUUCUACAACUUGGUCAAACUGGUAAUAAUUGUGGAUUCAAACUGCCUAACUGUGGUGUCAACAGGGUUUCCGUUGGAAAUGACACAACCAAGAUCACAAAAUGUGGUCUCUGGCAUAAGAGUGUUAUGAACUAACGAAGUAUCCUACUGAACAACUUAAGUAGUGUGAAACAACUCAGGCUGAUCUGUAGAUUUCAUCAACUAUAUAAAAGAUUUAAACACUGGAUGGCCGUUUCUCUCGUGUGUGGUCGAGUUUAUCUGUGGUAAUUCCUAAAAAUUUACCAACUUCUGACAUAGCUUUUCAAAAGGACAACAAACAGAAGUGAUAAUUUUCGAAUUGCUGUAUGAUGAAGCUAAUUUUUCAAUCUAACUACACCAUAAUCUUAACUUGUUCACAACUAAAUAUCUAGUUUUGGGAAAUUAUAUCUGAUGAACACGGUGUUGAUCCGAAUGGUCGAUUCAACGGGGAAUCAGAUUUACAGCUUGAACGCAUAAAUGUUUACUUUAGUGAAGCUAUGGGUGAACGUUUUGUGCCUAGGUGUGUGUUAGUUGAUUUGGACCCAAAUACUAUAGAAUCAGUUCAUGGAAGUUUGUUGGGUCAGUUAUUUCGUCCAGAAAAUUAUAUUAUUGGUAAAGCUGGAACGGGUAACAAUUGGGCGCGUGGAAGGUAUACAGAUGGUGCAGAAUUAGCUGAUUCUGUGAUGGAUGUUAUACGUAAAGAGACUGAAAGUUGUGAUUUAAUUCAGGGAUUUCAAAUAAUCCAUGCACUUGGUGGUGGUUGUGGUUCCGGUAUGGCAUGUUUAAUACUAGAACAAUUAAAAGAAGGCUGGCCAGACAGAAUUGUAAACACCUUUUCAAUAUUCCCUUCACCCAAAGUUUCUGAUGUUGUCGUUGAACCGUACAAUGCAAUAUUUACCAUUGAUGUUCUUCUGCAAUUAAGUGACGAAACUGUUGUAUUAGAUAAUGAAGCUUUGCAUAAUAUAUGUACAAAUGUAUUAAAGAUAUCAGCGACAUUUGGGGAUAUCAAUCAUUUAAUGUCAACAUGUAUAGGUGGUAUGACAACGUGUUUUCGUUUUCCUGGGCAACUGAAUUCUGAUCUAAGAAAAUUAGCUGUUAAUAUGGUACCCUAUCCAAGAUUACAUUUUUUUGCUCCAUGCUUUGUGCCAUUAGCUAGUCGUAGUAAUCAACCGUAUAAAGCAAUUACAGUGCCCAAUUUAGUACAACAAAUGUUUGAUGCAAAACAUUUAAUGGCUUAUUGUGAUCCAAGGCAAGGGAAAUUUCUAACUUGUGCAUCUAUAUUUCGUGGAUAUUUAAGUAUAGCUGAAGUUGAAGAAAGUAUGUUGAAUAUACAAGAUAAAAAUUCUCCAUAUUUUGUUGAAUGGAUACCAAAUAAUAUACAAAAUGCAUGUUGCGAUAUUCCAAUGCAAGGACAAAAAAUGUGUGCUACUUUUUUAGCUAAUACAACAGCUAUACAGACUGUAUUUAAGCGCAUACAACAAGCAUUCUCAGUCAUGUAUAGACGUAAAGCAUUUAUGCACUGGUAUAGUGGUGAAGGGAUGGAUGAGUCAGAGUUUCAAUCGACUGAAUCAAAUGUGCUUGAAUUAAUCAGUGAAUAUCAGCAAUAUGAAGAUGCUAAAGUGAUUAUCUAAGUUCAGUGUUCAAUCUCAAGAGAGGUUUUCUGACAAGUACUUUUCUCUUCAUUUGUUUAAGUUAAUCGUAUCUAAUUGUUACUGAUGACUUCUUUUUCGCAUAUUAUUUAUUUCAAAUUUUAAGUGCGAUAACGAAUUAUUACUUAUUAUUUCAGAUUGCUACUAAAUUGUCACGAAAAUAUAACUUUCGUAUGUCAUAUCUCAAAA
Molecule: messenger RNA, 2058 nt
Organism: Heterobilharzia americana
Lineage: Eukaryota; Metazoa; Platyhelminthes; Trematoda; Strigeidida; Schistosomatidae
Source: the annotation of a GenBank genome assembly